Molecule: messenger RNA, 1099 nt
Organism: Marasmius oreades (fairy-ring Marasmius)
Lineage: Eukaryota; Fungi; Basidiomycota; Agaricomycetes; Agaricales; Marasmiaceae
Exons: 3
Coding region: 122-898 (258 amino acids)
Source: RefSeq, a predicted model, not a curated record
CAGGCAUAACAGUAGCGGUGUCCGGGGGUCCCACUAAAUUCCCAUAUCUUUGCUUCGUCCUGUGCUAAUCAUUUCUCUACUUGCGGUGCAUCAAGGCUUGGCCCUGACACCGUGGUUAGCGAUGAACAACUCUUCGUCGACGUUGGGGACUGCGACCACGGAUGCAACGUCGUCGCCGACACAGCCAACCAGUCACAGCAACUCGAGCAAUCUCUACCUGUUCACAUUCGUGGCGACCUUAUUUGUGUUACUACUGAUCUCGAGCACAAUAAUAUUUCGCUCGUAUAUUCUUCGUCGACGAUACCAGCGCAAUCUUCAGGAAGCUCUUGCAUCAGGUGUCAUUCUCACACCCAGAGAGCAAGGCUCUCGUCGAAAACGUUUCCGUACACGGCCAAAGUUUUACGACGUAUGGCUGGAUCCAACAGGCGAUACAUGGGAAGACAUGAUGCCCGUCUCUGUCCUCCCAGUAAAACCCAAGCGACGCAGAAAAGUCAGUCACAUCGACAAUCGUGCCCAGCGUCGUGGUCCUAGUAUAACAGAACGCUUCGUGAACGCUUUGAGCAUGGGCAGAAACCGAAUUUUCCGUUUACCGGCCGCGCCAUCACCACAGGCACCUCAGGAGGAUCUGGAAUCAUCCCAGCUUGCGGCAGCAUCAGUUCCUAUUUCUUGUGCUCCACCAGAACCUGAAAAAGGGCCAACAACUACAAUAUACACCCCCUCCGUUCCCAUACAAUUCCAAGUUGCCGUCCUUGUUCAGAUGCCUUCUCCCCGCAACAUCCGCUAUCGUGAGGAUAUCUCUUGUACCGAUCGCUCAGAGGAUGCAGAACUUCCAGAAGUGGUUUUUGGGGUUACUCGACUAGUUUGUAAACCUGAUACUCCCGCCAGCGCAUCAGAAUAACGCCCAACGUAUAGCAUUCCAGACAUCAAAACGACUUAUUAAUAGAUAGCACCCCCUCUGUACUCAAAUAACAGUUGGUAGUUCUUGGGAGUUUCUUGCUAUCGCCCCCUUUGACCCAUGAUGCAUGACACCCCAUACAUGUAAUAAUAUCUAAUCGGGUUUCACAUACCCUCUUGUAAACUAUCUGUACCAAUUUGACGG